Molecule: messenger RNA, 1903 nt
Organism: Zootermopsis nevadensis
Lineage: Eukaryota; Metazoa; Arthropoda; Insecta; Blattodea; Termopsidae
Gene: GCS2beta
Product: glucosidase 2 subunit beta
Biological process (GO): N-glycan processing
Cellular component (GO): glucosidase II complex
Molecular function (GO): protein binding; calcium ion binding
Source: RefSeq, a predicted model, not a curated record
ACGAAUGCGUGUAAACACACGCGUAAUAGGCAUUGUACAACGUGUUGGCAGUAAGAGAACCGGCUAUAGUUUUUAAUAAAAUGUAUUUGCGUUUACUGUGUUUAGUACUUAUGAAAUUCCAUUUAACCAAAUCAUCAGAAAAUCUUCGGCUGCGUGGCGUUUCUUUAUCAAAAGCUUCGUUGUAUGCCCCAGACAAGGAGUUCAUGUGUUUUGAUGGUAGUCAGACCAUACCUUUUACGCACGUGAACGACGACUACUGUGAUUGCCAGGAUGGAAGUGAUGAGCCAGGAACAUCAGCCUGUCCCAAUGGCACAUUCCACUGCACAAAUGCUGGCCACCGUCCACUCAACAUUCCAUCCUCACGGGUCAAUGAUGGAAUUUGUGACUGCUGUGAUGCAUCAGAUGAGUAUGUCAGCCAAGCCACAUGUGUUAACAACUGUAAUGAACUGGGCAAGGCUGCAAGAGUAGAAGCCCAGAAACUUGCUGAACUGACCAAGCUGGGCAGUGAGAUGAGGGUUCAUCUGAGUAAGAAAGGAAAGCAACUGAAACAAGAGAAGAAGGAAAGAUUAGAACAAUUAGAGAAAGACAAAGUUGAGGUAGAUAGUGUGAGAAAGGAGAAGGAGAUACUAAAGGUAGCAGUAGAAGUAUUGGAGAACAAGGCCUUGGAGAAAUAUCGCAAGAUUGAGGAAGAAGUAAAGCAGAGGCAACAAGAAGAAGAGAGGAACAUAAGUGAACAAGAGGCUUUUGAACACUUCAACAGAUUGGAUGCAAAUCAGGAUGGAAAAAUUGAGAUACUUGAGUUGCAAACUCAACAGACUUUUGACCAGAACAGAGAUGGAGCAGUAUCAGAGGAUGAGGCAAAAUUCUUCUUGGAUUCAAAUGAUGAACUGAACUGGGAAGACUUUUUGGCAUCUGGCUGGCCACGAAUGAAGCCCUUCCUUAUGUUGGACAACGGGCUCUUCAAACCUCCAGCUACUGAAGCACUGCUAAAUUCUGCUGUGGAGGUUGAUACUACAGCACAGGAAUCAACUGCAGAUUUCUCUGCUGCAGGAGGUGAAGCAGAAGACAAAGACUUUGAAAAUGGGCAUGACAGUGACAUAAAUGAAGAAGAGGAAGAAGAGGAGGAGGAAGAUGAAGAAGAGGAAGAGGAAGGAGAAAAAACAGAGGAGAUACCUAAAUACGAUGAAGAGACUCAGCGAUUAAUUGAUGAGGCUUCCAAAGCUCGCUCUGACUUUGAGGAAGCAGACCGAGCUCUAAGAGAUGUACAACGAGAAAUACGUCAGAUUGAAGAGUCACUCGAGAAAGAUUAUGGAGUUGAAGAAGAAUUUGCUCCUCUGGAUGGAGAAUGCUUUGAAUACACAGAUUUUGAAUAUACGUAUAAACUGUGUCCUUUUGAUCAGGUGACACAAAGACCAAAAUCAGGUGGAGCUGAUACUCGGUUAGGAACCUGGAAUAACUGGGUGGGUCCUGAAGAUGACAAAUACCUGGAGAUGAUGUAUGACAAGGGGCAGUCAUGUUGGAAUGGACCGCAACGAUCCACAAGGGUAAAGAUGAGAUGUAGCACAGAAAACACAGUAACAUCAGUGAGUGAACCAAAUAGAUGUGAAUAUGUGUUUGAAUUUGAGACACCAUCCAUCUGCCAGGUGGUGGAAGGCACAGAAACUCAAGUGCAUGAUGAGUUGUAGGAUAUUUUAAUGAGUCUGGUAAAAUGGAAUCAUUGGUAAUGCAAGGAAACUAGUUGACAUGAGGAAGAACAUUGUAAAAAUAGAACUACAAUAAAAGAAAGAAUAAGUCACCUAGUUUGUAGUUAAGACAUGUAAACAAAUUUGCUCCCCUCUAAGGGAUUGUACAUUCCAAUUGCUGAAAAAGAAUAAUAUCGGUAAAAUAAAAGUUCUGUAAUUUA